This is a messenger RNA of Arabidopsis arenosa, 3199 nucleotides long. The record is from the annotation of a GenBank genome assembly. NCBI's taxonomy places the organism in Eukaryota, Viridiplantae, Streptophyta, Magnoliopsida, Brassicales, Brassicaceae.
CUCUAAAUAUUGGGCGGGAUUGGAAUUGCUUGAAUUCGCAAAACUGACGACGGAGAUGACAUCUCCAACAGUGCCGGCCUUUUUUGUGGCUGAGAAACGACGAUGUGUAAGCUUAAUCCGUGGGGGAGAUGAAGAUGCAGUUAUCGUGAUUGCUGGUAGCUGGGAGUGCUGUGAAAAUGGUAUAUGGGAUUUUCUCAUUGCAAAGGAGUGCUAUGCCCGAAGCAUAUCAAUGAGCAUGACAAUGAGUUAUGACGAGCUGAUAGCGAAAGUUACUGCGGAGUUUGAUCUGUCCGAGAUGAGCCUGAUGCCAAAGCUGAGUUAUUGGCUUCCAAGCCAACUGUCAAUGUUUCCAGUUAACCGCAGACCUCCUGUAAUAAUUUCAAGUGAAAUGGGAAUCCGGAAUUUCCUUAAUGUCCGAAGAACUGCAGUUCAUCUUAAUUUGCUCCUGUCUCUGCAAGAGGCUUCGGAAGCAAGUUGUAGUACACGCAUGAGAAGAGUUUGUGUUGCAGCAGAGGAUGAACAGGAUCCUAUCCAUGGAGAUGGGAUCAGGAUGUAUAGUGUCGAGACUGCCACAACUGAGAACAGAAACGAAAAUUCCGGCAGUCAGGUAAGGCGUAGGCUCUUUGGAGAAGGCCUUGAUAAAGGGAAAGGGGUGAUGAUCGAUGAAGGUGGUUGUAGUAGCCGGGGGAUGCCUGAGUUAUGUGUUGAUGCUGGCCCUAGUUGUGUAAGGGAAAGUGUUGCUGGUUUGGGAAGGAGUAUUGAGGAGAUACCGGGUAGUACUGUCCCUGGUAUAAUAAGUCUUUCAAAUGCAUCAACACCUUCUUUAUCAAAUUAUCUGAGUGAGACCAAUACUGAGGAUGAACUAAUGUUGCGAGAGUUUGAAGCAUUGGAGAAGCGUCAGGCAGAUUUGGCUAAAGAGAAAGGUCAAACCAGUGCAAGGGAAAGGGGGAAGUCUCAAUGUGAUGGAGAGUCUGACGCCUAUUUCACGGAUGGGGUUGAAAGUUCAGAUGAUUGUGCGGUUCCUGUUAUGGAGGAAGGAGGCCCUUCUGCUGUUGAAGAACCUCAAGAUGCUGUAAUACGUAAUGAGUGGAUGGAGGAACCAAGGCAUUCCAGAGAAAGAGAUGUUGGUGAUGAGGUCCUCGCUUACUUGAAUAGAUCUCUUGAUAAACCUCUGAGUCUGCAAGACACUGAUGAUAUGGGUGAUGAGGUGGGGACAAUGCCACCAACUGAUGCAGGACCUUCUGCUGUUGAAGAACCUCAAGAUGCUGUAAUAAGUAAUGCCUGGAUGGAGGAACCAAGGCAUUCCAGAGAAAGACAUGUUCGUGAUGAUGUCCUUGCUUACUUGAAUAGAUCUCUUGAUAAACCUCUGAGUCUUGAAGACACUGAUGAUAUGGGUGAUGAGGUGGGGACAAUGCCACCAACUGAUGCAGAACCUAUGUUUGAUGAUGUCAUUGACUUGACCAACACAGAUGUGUGUGCUCCUGUUUCAGCUGAAGAUGAUGCUAUCUAUAUUGGACGUGUUUUCAAAGAUAAAGUUGAUAUGCAGAACACCUUAGCCGUUUAUGCAAUCAAGAGAAUGUUUCAUUUCAGGCAGACAAGGUCUGAUCCAAGAAGGCUAAUCUUUGUGUGCGUUGACCCCAGAUGUAGGUGGAGAGUGUUUGGGCAUCGUGUCUCAGACAACUCUACAAAUUUCCAGGUCCGAACAAUGACUUUAACCCACAGUUGCACAAUUGCUGCAAGGUCACAAUAUGGAAAGCAAGCUUCAGCUAAGGUUAUUGGUUCUGUAUUGGAGAAGAAGUUUGCAAACGGAUUAAGGGGGCCAAGAGCUGCAGACAUUCCUGACAUUGUACUUGAAGAGCUGAAAGUAUCUGUGACUUACAUGAAGGCGUGGCAUGCGAAAGAAGCAGCAGUUAGGAAGAGCAGAGGCAGUGACGAAGAGAGUUACAAACUGCUUGCUGGUUAUAUGUAUUUGCUAAGGGAAGUGCACAUAGAGAGGAAUGUUAAGCACUUUUCUGGGAAAGGACUUGCAUGCCUAGUUGGAAAAGCUGCAAGGGCUUUCAAUGUUGGAGAGUUCAAAGAACACUAUGUAGAAAUUUGUAGCAGAAGCAAGAAGUGUGGAGAAUACUUGGAUGCCAUUCCCCUUGAGCACUGGACGCAAGCUUACUGUAACGCGAAGCGGUAUAAUAUGAUGAGCAAUAACAUUGCUGAAGCGCUUAAUAGUGCAUUGGCGAAGAUUGUUGAACUUCCUAUUGUAAGUAUGGUAGAGUCGAUCAGAACAAAACUGAUGCAAUGGUUUUGUUUUAGAAGAGCAAAGGCAAAGCGUUUGCUUUCACUUCCGGAACCUAUAACACCAAAUGUGAACAAGUUAAUGAUGCGCUACCAUACAGCAUCAGCAGGUUUGAAUGUGAAAGGCGUUUCAGAUUGGAGUUACCAAGUGAGUACACCUGAGGGGAAGUCAUACUAUGUGGAUCUUCAGAAGAAGACAUGCUCCUGUCAGCAGUUUCAGAAGUUGCUGAUCCCUUGUCCUCAUGCACUGGCUGCGGCAAGGAUAAACGGUGUACACAUCCCAACACUGGUUGGAGAUGUUUACAAGCUGACAGUCUUCCAUGCUGCAUAUGAGCAGUUCAUAUUCCCUGUACCAAAUCAGGGUGAUGCAGAAGUCCCUGAAGUUGUGGAACAGGAGCAAUUCAAUCCGCCAAGGAAUCCUCCUGGUCCAGGAAGGAGAAAGAAACGUAGGAUUCCCUCAGCUGGAGAACAUGUGGGAGGAAAGCGGAGAAAGGGUGGUCCUCAUAAGUGUUCAAUAUGCUAUGAAACAGGACAUAACAGGGCCACUUGCUCUAAUCCUGCUGGGAGAGAACAGUUUUUUGUGCACCAAAUGCAGGGCAGUGGAGGUUUUUUGGUAACUACUGUAAAGCAGCAGGCAGAGCCGGUAUUGACUAGAGGCUGGGGUGAAAUCUGUUGCGACUUGUAGAACAAGUCUUUUGUGGAACUGGUGCAAGAACUUUUUGGCCAGUGGAGUAAGCAUGCUUUUGGAUUUCAGCUUCAAGUCGUAGAAGGUGAAGGCGGAGACAUGAGGGGUUUUGUUUUGUGAACAUGUACUAGGCAAGGUAAUUGAUUGAUAUGUAUUGCCUGUAUGGUUGUGUUUGCCUGAAGGAUGUAAGUUUCUAUUAGAGACUGCAAAUAAGUUGCAAAUAUGUAU